AUGCGCGGGCUUCCGGUGGCGUGCCUUGUGCUAGCGCAGCUGGCCCUUUCUGCGUCACCUGAGACAAAUGCAGCAGAGACUGCGAAAGGGGUCGCAGAUGAUGCGGACCUGGACCUGGAUGAUUUGGAGAACGACGAUGAGGACGACCUCGACGAGGUCGAUGGCGCAAGUGCAGGAGAGCCUGAAGCAGACGAUUUCGACAAGGACAUGCCAGAAGAAGAUCGCACCAUGCGAAUGAAGAUAUGCCUUGCAGGUGCCAUGGCAAGGUUGCACACUCACUCCGAGGAAGUCUCUCAGCUCGCCGCACAGCUUGCUGAACGUGGCCUGAACAAGCAGCAGGCAAUGAACUCCAUCUUCUAUACGUGGAUGAUAACGUGCUACGUGAAAAUCCCAGACGCGGAUGCCAAAGCCGCAGCGGACGGCAAUUCCGAUGUUCUGAAGGAUGCACAGCUUUAUGAACCGCCGGCCAAGGCCUCCAAUAGACAGUGGUCCUUGCUGGAGACAGUGCUGAAGGAGCACAUGGAAAUGCAGCAAGAGGCGCUAAAGAAACAGGAGGAGCAAAAAAAGGCUCAAAGCCAGAGCCAGCAAUCACGAAACGCAGGACAGGCGCCGCAGGAGCGCCCUGCUCCCAGCGGCUCUGGCAGCAAGUUGUACAUGCUCGUGGCCCUGGGCUUCAUCUUCGGGGUCAUUGGCCUUGGAAUCAUGCUCCUCAUGCAGAAGGAGAGAAGUGAAAGAGACGAAAAAGAUCGAAAGAAGGACAAGAAGGCUUCAAAGAAAAAAGCGUAG
Symbiodinium sp. CCMP2456 is the source of this 786-nucleotide messenger RNA. The record is from the annotation of a GenBank genome assembly. Lineage: Eukaryota; Dinophyceae; Suessiales; Symbiodiniaceae.